UACAGGGCUUAGCCAGGUCUUUCUGCUUACUUAGUGGAGGGGAUCGUUGGGGUAAAAUUAGAAUAGUUUUCUAGAACGCCUCCCGGUAUGCCUCCGGCAGCUGCUCCAGAAGUUGUUUUCAUCCCGGAUUAAUUGAAUUCAUUAUUUCAGCUGUAGUGUGAAUAGAACCAGGAGGACUGCCUGGCAGGUUGAGGGCUUCCCUUCGAUAUGUUGACGUGAUAUGAUGGGGAAACUGCAAAGCAAAAUCAGCUUCAGCUCCUCCUCCAGACACAGAUACGAAGAAACCAAGUGCUAUCCCACCAAGGCGGUUCUGCAGUACAGCCCAGCGCAUCACGACGCUGUUGCUUCUGUGGCUUCCCUCACUCCUGACCUGUGCGUGUCAGGCGGAAAAGACAAGGCUGUUGUUGUGUACAACUGGCGUGAUGGAACCAUGGUUAGGAGGUUUUUGGGUCAUGAACGUGAAGUUACCAAGGUCAGCUGCCUCCCUGACUCUGGCUGGCUUUUCAGUGCCUCUCGAGACAAGACAGUGCUGAUGUGGAGGCUUGGUGCUGAUUCCAGGGCAGCCCGGUGCUUUUCGGGACAUGAUCUGGUGGUAACCGGCUUGGCUGUCAGCCCAGUGUUUCAGCAGCUCUGCACAGGCUCUCGUGACAACACCGUGUGCACCUGGGACAUAGAGACAGGGGACUGCUUACACAGAGCGUCCAUUUCCAGGAAUCUGGUCACACACCUGUGCUGGGUUCCUGGAGAGUCAUACGUCAUCCAGACCUCAGAGGAUAAAACAGUUAGAAUCUGGGACACCCGGGACUUGCGGGUGGCUCACGCCUUCCCUCCCAAGCAGCACAUCCAGAUGUCCUGCGACGUGAGCCUGGAUGGCCGCUACUGUGUCAGCAGCAGCAACGGCUUUGGUGGCGACGGCUGUGAGGCCACGCUCUGGGACUUGCGGCAGGUGAGGUGUCAAGUGCACGAGUUCAGGGGUCAUUCCCAAAGCACGGCAUCCUGCAUCUUCCUCCCUCUGGGCCUCGCCGUCUUCCCAGCAGUAGCCACAUCCUCCCACGACUGCACCGUGAGAGUGUGGAGCCGGGACACUGGAGCCUGCAUGGCCACCACCUGCCUGGACGGAGCAGGGCCUCUAACUUCACUGGCUGCCUGUGAAAACUCCACCCUCCUCUGUGCCAGCUCCAACUCUGGGAUUCAUUUACUGAGAUUCAGUUCAGUAAAAGGGCUGCAACUUCAGGAAGUGGCUACGUUCUGAGCCACAGAGAGCAGCCUCUGGAGACCGUGGUGGGCCAGGAAGGGGACGAACAACUUCAAAACAUUCAGUGCAGCACUAGAAUGCCCUGUAGUCCCAUUGAGCAAGGUGGGCAGAGUAGGAGACAUCAGGAAGGCUCAGGGCCAAGUUGGCAGGCAUUCAACAGGUGCAACUUUUUCUGGUGAAUGAGGAAAAGCUGAAAUGGAGCUGAAUAUUGAGCCACUGUUCAAGAAGAUGCUGCUAGGAAAGUGGCAACUCUGCUUAGUACCAGAUUCAAUAGCAGCGCCUUGCAAUUGUGUACCAUUUAACGCUGAAAAAGGCUGAAAAGGCACGGAAACUGACAGAAUCAUGCCCAGACAGAAAGAAGCCUCAAACACCUUAAAACUGCACGAAAAGGGCCACAUGCCUGCAAUCCUGGCAAGAGACAGCAUUUGAAGCCUCUCCGCAGGCAUGGGGAAAAAAAACUGUUCUGAGGAGAUGAGGCUCACAGAAUAAAUGAAUUUAAUUGCAGGAGGGAGAUUGAGGGCUUGGUAUUGUUGAUGAAAUUACUUCUGUUUGUGAACAUGAGCUGUGGCUACUGUCAGAAAAGGACUGCUAUCAAAGAUAACUGAAUGAGGGAAUGAAAACAAAUGAGUGGUGUGAGAAACCCCUGCCCCUGCGUGGGCACAAAAAAGAAAUAAAGAAAAAGGGGUCAAUGUGUGAACCAAGGAUUAAAGGAGAAUUGGGGAAGAUGGAAUUUUCUAGAAAUUCCAUCUUAAGGGGGAAGGUGUAAGGGAAGGGAAGGGGUUAACUGGGAUCUGGGACUGAAGUUGUUUUAAUUGCGUUUUAUGGUUUCAUAGGAGAUGAGGAUGCCAGGCCAGCUGUCUGGGGGAGACGAGACCGGAGCCAGACCGGCCAUAUCUGUCACUGGCCUUGAGUGAUUAAUCAUCCCGGUCGAAAGGUGUGAAGACAUUGCAAGAAUCAAAGCCGGAGGGAGGUGGGGGGGAAGGAGUGAAAAGAAGGUAUAAAAAAGCCCCCUGUGGAAGUAACAGGACGGUUGUCGGCUGGGAGCAG
This is a messenger RNA of Elgaria multicarinata webbii, 2302 nucleotides long. It is a transcript of the gene WDR31, whose product is annotated as WD repeat domain 31. Bases 221 to 1252 code for a protein of 343 amino acids. Gene Ontology annotation, molecular function: protein binding. The record is from RefSeq and is a predicted model, not a curated record. The transcript is spliced from 10 exons. Lineage: Eukaryota; Metazoa; Chordata; Lepidosauria; Squamata; Anguidae.